AUGGACAGUAAGGGGAGAUCUCUGCCAGCAAUGCCUGAGCCCAGGAGCCCUGCUAGCAUGAAGCAGCCCCCUGAUUCACCAGGUGGCCGCAAAGGGCGGGGCGACAUGAGCGUCGACCCUGCUCUGCUGAUGGAUAAAGCGACCGCUCAGCUAGCCGCCACACCCCAAGAGGAUGUUCUGCAGAAAAUUGGCAACCAUAACCACACCCACAGUCAUAACCACACCAAAGAGCGUCUGAAGGACCUUACAUCACGCUUGCUGAAUGGUGAUCAGGACAAAUUGCCGAAGCUCUGUGCCACCACAGUAACGCAACCCCUCCUGAAAGGGGUAGAGCCAACAACCCAACUCUCCAGCCCCCAAAGGAAGUCUAGCUCCUCCCCUGAGCUGACACUCAAAAUUACCAAGUUUGUUGCCAAUGGGAAGCCGGCGGCGACAGCCCGAUAUGAUUCAGGUUAUGCAGAUGAUGGGCUGCAGAGUCCAAAUUCACCUUUGGGACCACCUGAAGGAAUUCUGGGUGUCCCAAGUGCUAGUAAAGAAGGAAGGAGGAGGAAAAAAGGCCCAGUGAGGAAGAGAACCCCGCCAAAUCGUAGACGCUCUCACCUGUUGCAGGACAGGGCAGCUCAGAUAUGCAACACCACGCAGUCAUGUGAUACGACGCCCGAAUCACACGAUCCCACCACAGUUCAGGCUGCCGAGUCACAUGACCAGCCUGUUUCUGAAUCAUGUGACCUUGCCGUCAAGUCUAAUAACCAGAGUGGUGUUGAGUUACCUGCCGCUGUUCUGUUCGCACCUGUCCAGCAGCCGAAAUCUUCAAGUGAGCUGGGUGCAGACAGCCAACCUCAGGUUCAGUUCUCUUUGGGAGAUGUGGUCUGGACCAAGGUAUCUGGAUACCCCUGGUGGCCUUGUAUAGUCACUACAGACCCAGAAUUCAACCUGCACGUCAAGGUGAAAGCGGCUGGUGGUCGUUCAGGACCGCUGUACCAUGUGCAGUACUUUGGUGAUACUCCAGAGAGAGGCUACGUGUUUGAGAAGAGCAUGGUUGCUUUCAGAGGAAAAGAGCAGUACGCUGAGCUGUGCCGUAGCAACAAACAACUCAGCCCCCGCACGGAGCGCAAGAAGCUAUCAAUCCCCCGUAAGCUUCGGUUACCAUGGGAAACAGGCGUGUCUCUGGCCACAGAGGCAAUUGCUCUAACUCCGGAGGAGAGACUGGCCAAAUUCAGCUUUGUAUAUGAAAACGGCCAACUGCAGUUCAACCCCCGGAUGUUACAAGAGCUCAGAGCACAACACCAACCAAAACUGCAGCAGGAGGACGGAGAGAUGGCCAGGCUGAAUCCCACACCCGACUCUGAGUCCCAGCCCACGGUCGCUCAGCUCCUACCUUCUUUUCCCUCUCAACCCCACAACAGCACUUCAGCAGAGAAAAAACCCUCAGCUUCAAAAGCACCUAAAGCCCCGACCAGAAGGGGGCACCAAAAGGAUCCUAGAGCUUCAGGCCAGAGCAGGCCGAAGACUGCAGUCUCGACUAAAGAGACCACCCUCACCAAGUCUACCCCACAGAAAGAAGUCAAAAGGCUAAAGCAGAAAUCUGUAGUCACUGCCAAACCCAAAAAGAAGACUAAGACUGGUGCCGUCAUGACUGAAAACUCACAAACCAAGUCCCUAAACCCUGCAGUCUCAGGUAAAAAGAGCACACUGAAACGACCUCCUGAGGAGAUGACAGAGGAAGACCAGACGCUGCCCCAGAAAAAGAAAGCCAAACUGGAGAUGCUUGGCAAAGAGCAAAAAUCAAAGUUUGAUUCAGUGGACCCCACUGACAUGACAAAAGGAAAAAAGCGCCAGAAAACGACUACAGAUGGAAGAGCGAAAGGAUUGGUCUCAGGGGAGGAGCUUCCUGUUAAGGCCAAACGUGUGAGAAAGAGGAAGCAAGACUUAGGCAGCCAAUCAGCAGACACUGCGUCCAAAAAGCGCCGCCCAUUGCCCCAACCCGAGCCAGAGAGACCUGAUUCUCCCAGUUCUAGCACAGAUGAAACUCAAACUUCCAAGAAAAAUGAACGUGUUGCUGGUGCCAAGAGAGAAAAUGUGUGUCUGGCGUGUGAGCAGACGGGGGAGGAUUUGGUCUCCUGCGAGGGACAGUGCUGUGGUUCGUAUCACCUUGGCUGUGUGGGUUCGACCCUCAGCCCAGAGGAAAAAGUGCUCUGCCAAGCCUGCCGAACAGGUGUGCACGCAUGUUUUUCCUGUAAGCAGUCUGAUGGAGAGGUGCGGCGCUGUAGUGUUGUGCACUGUGGUCGUUUUUACCACGAGGCGUGUCUGCGGUUAAACGCUUUAACCGUGUUUGAGAACCGAGGAUUCCGCUGCCCUCUUCACACCUGCCUCAGCUGUCACUACAGCCGCAACACCGCCAAGGCAACUAAAGGUAAGAUGAUGCGUUGCCUGCGCUGUCCUGUAGCCUACCAUGUGGGAGACCAGUGCGUCGCAGCAGGCAGUGAGAUGUUAACUCCUACCGCCAUCCUUUGCACAAACCACUUCAACGCCAAGAAGGGGUACAGCCACCACUCGCACGUCAACGUCAGCUGGUGCUUCAUCUGCUCUAAAGGUGGCAGUCUCCUGUGCUGUGAAUCAUGCCCGGCUGCUUUCCACCCCGACUGUCUGAACAUUGCUAUGCCAGAUGGCAGCUGGUUCUGUAAUGACUGCCGUUCAGGCAAAAAGCCCAAGUACAGAGACAUCAUCUGGGUCAAACUGGGCAACUACAGGUGGUGGCCCGCAGAGAUCCGGCACCCUCGGAACGUCCCCACCAACAUCCAGAAUCUGCGGCACGAGAUCGGAGAAUUCCCCGUGUUCUUUUUCGGUUCGAAGGACUACUUCUGGACACACCAAGGUCGCGUGUUUCCUUACAUGGAGGGAGACCGAGGUAGCAAGCACCAGAAAACGGGCAUUGGGAAGGUCUUUAAGAACGCCCUGCUGGAGGCUGAAGCUCGUUUUAAGGAGAUAAAGAUGGAGCGAGAGGCUAAAGAGGCUCAGGAGAAUAACAGGAAGCCUCCACCCUACAAAUACAUCAAGAUUAACAAACCGUGCGGACGGGUGCAGAUCUACACGGCUGAUAUCUCAGAGAUUCCCAAGUGUAACUGUAAGCCCACGGACGAGAAGCCGUGCAGCUUUGAGUCGGAGUGUCUGAACCGCAUGCUGAUGUACGAGUGCCACCCUCAGGUGUGCCCGGCGGGCGAGCGCUGCCACAACCAGGACUUCACCAAACGCCUUUACCCCGAAACCAAGAUCAUCCGCACGGCAGAGAAGGGUUGGGGGCUGCUGGCCAUGAGAGACAUUAAGAAGGGAGAGUUUGUGAAUGAGUAUGUGGGAGAACUGAUCGAUGAAGAGGAGUGCAGAGCCAGGAUCAAGUACGCCCAGGAGAAUGACAUCACACAUUUCUACAUGCUCACUAUCGACAAGGAUCGGAUCAUCGACGCUGGUCCCAAAGGAAACUACUCCCGCUUUAUGAAUCACAGCUGUCAGCCCAACUGCGAGACCCAGAAAUGGACGGUGAAUGGGGACACGCGCGUGGGACUGUUCGCCGUCUGUGACAUCGCCGCAGGCACGGAGUUGACCUUUAACUAUAACCUGGACUGUCUGGGUAAUGAGAAGACCGUGUGUCGCUGCGGAGCGCCAAAUUGCAGCGGUUUCCUUGGAGACCGACCCAAGAACGGCCAGGCCUCGGAGCACAAAGGCAAAGCGCAGAAGAAGAAGCCAAAGAAACGGCGGGCUCGAAACGAGGGGAAGAAACAGUCGGAGGACGAGUGUUUCCGCUGCGGAGACGGGGGAGAGCUUGUUCUGUGUGAUAGGAAAGGCUGCACUAAAGCGUACCACCUGUCCUGCCUGGACCGUACCAAGAGACCAUUCGGUCGUUGGGAUUGCCCGUGGCACCACUGUGACGUAUGUGGGAAAAACUCCGACGCGUUCUGCCAGCUCUGCCCCAACUCCUUCUGCAAGGCUCACCAAGAGGGGGCGCUACGUCCCUACCCUGCCACGGGCCAGCUGUGUUGCCAGGAGCAUGAGGACUCAGAAAUCCUACCGCCCCUGGAGCCGGCCGACGACAAAACCCCCUCCUCUGAACUAACCCCGCCCACCGCCAAACCCUCCAAGGAGCGUCGCAAACCGGCCACGAAAACCGCCCCCGACUGCGUUCCCAAAAAAGGUCUGAAGAAGAAUUCCAAAAAGGCUGAGGAAGCGUAG
This is a messenger RNA of Chanos chanos (milkfish), 4224 nucleotides long. It is a transcript of the gene nsd2, whose product is annotated as nuclear receptor binding SET domain protein 2. Gene Ontology annotation, cellular component: nucleus. NCBI's taxonomy places the organism in Eukaryota, Metazoa, Chordata, Actinopteri, Gonorynchiformes, Chanidae. Gene Ontology annotation, molecular function: histone methyltransferase activity; protein binding. The record is from RefSeq and is a predicted model, not a curated record. The transcript has 21 exons. The coding region runs from base 1 to 4224 and encodes 1407 amino acids.